AUUUUUUGUGUUUGGUAAACUAAAAACACUAAUGGUCAAUUAUUUUACAGUCGUUUCUUUUGAUAAUUUCGUACUUUUAUCCUCAUCUAUUCAUUAACAUGCUUACAUGCAUCUCUGAUAAGUUUCCUCUACCAAAUCCCAGUGAAAAACUAUUCUUUUAAACUAUUUUUCCUUUUUUUUGAAGCAUUUUUACUUGUGAAGCUUCCAUUGAUGGAGAAACAAAGAAGUUUCUCAUUGAAAUCCACUAGAUUCUUAGUGUUUUCUUUCACAAUUUCUUCUUCUUUAAUCUUCUUGGUUUUUUUAUUUACUUGGGUCAUCAAAUCUAACCCUUCAAUCCAUCGAGAAACCCAUUUUCAGUUCAAUAAACCACUUUUUAAUCAUAAACCCAUAACCAUAGAGAGCUCAAGUAGUUUCAGUAGCAAUGGUUCAGUACAGAGUGUAAACCAUUCGACCCAUUUUUUGAAACCUGAAAAUGAAUCUAGGUCUGUAAAAUUUUCAGUUUUUAAGCAGAUCCAGAGACAAGAAAGUGAAGGUGAAGUUGUAGAAGAUGGUGAUGGUGAUGGUGAUGGUGAUGGUGAUGGUGAAAUUGAGGAUGCUGAAGAGGAUACACCUGCACCUACAAUGGAAGAAGACAUUGAAGUUGAUGAUAAACUUGAGCUUCUAAAGGAACACAAAGAACUGAAGAUGACAAAAGUGAGUUCAGUUGAUGAAUUUAAAGCUCAAGGUGAUGGGAAAAUGGAGGAGAAGAAGAUGAAUGGCUGUGAUGUAACGAAGGGGAAGUGGGUUUACGAUGAGAGCUAUCCACUCUACACAAAUGGAUCAUGUCCUUUCAUUGAUGAAGGUUUUAAUUGUGGCACCAAUGGAAGGCAAGAUAAGGAUUACAUGAAGUGGAAAUGGCAACCACAAGACUGUGAUUUUCCUAGGUUCAAUGCUGCAAAAAUGCUGGAUUUGAUCAGUGGGAAAAGACUGGUCUUUGUGGGGGAUUCAAUUAAUAGAAACCAAUGGGAAUCCAUGCUUUGUAUGUUAAUGUCAGCUGUAAAAGAUCCUAAGAAGGUCUAUGAAACUCAUGGAAGAAGAAUCACCAAAGAGAAAGGGAAUUAUAGCUUCAAAUUUGUGGAUUACAAAUGCACAAUUGAAUACUAUGUUUCUCAUUUUCUAGUUCAUGAAAGCAAGGCAAGAAUAAGGCAAAAACGGAGGCCGACUUUACGGAUUGAUGCCAUCGAUCACGGUUCUUCUAAAUGGAAAGGAGCUGAUAUUGUGGUCUUCAACACUGCACAUUGGUGGUCUCAUUUCAAAACAAAAGCCGGGAUCAACUAUUAUCAAGAAGGGAACCAAGUACAUCCCAAGCUUGAUGUUUCCACAGCUUUUAGAAAAGCUUUGAUGACAUGGGCAGGAUGGGUUGAUAGACACAUUAAUCCGAGGAAAACCCGAGUUUUCUUUCGGAAUUUGGCUCCGUCCCAUUUCAGGGGAGGACUAUGGAAUUCAGGCGGCCAUUGUAUGGAAGCUACUUGGCCUCUUAAUGACACUUCAGGCAUGGAAUACCCUGAGAAGAACAGAAUUGUGGAAGAGGUCAUUUUGCAGAUGAAAACUCCGGUAACAUUACUGAAUGUAACCGGUGUAUCUGCGUAUAGAAUCGAUGGUCAUCCGUCAAUAUACGGGAAAAAACCAGGGACUCGUUACUCUUCCAACAUUCAAGAUUGUAGCCAUUGGUGCCUUCCCGGUGUUCCAGAUACAUGGAAUGAAAUUUUGUUUUUCCAUUUGCAAUCCAAAGAAAAAUCCAAGUAUCACUCAAAAUUUAGAUUGUGAUCUUUUUAACACAUAUUAUUCUUUUAAUUAUUUUUACCUUGUAAUAUUGUGAAAUAUCAUGCAAAAUGUAAUAUUUUAGGAGAUAUCUCUUCAAAUGCGAUUUGAGAAUAUUUAACUGAGGUUAAUUUUUGUUGA
Messenger RNA from Gossypium arboreum, 1941 nucleotides. RefSeq names its product protein trichome birefringence-like 6. Gene Ontology annotation, cellular component: Golgi apparatus. The coding region runs from base 211 to 1806 and encodes 531 amino acids. The record is from RefSeq and is a predicted model, not a curated record. Lineage: Eukaryota; Viridiplantae; Streptophyta; Magnoliopsida; Malvales; Malvaceae. The transcript has 5 exons. Gene Ontology annotation, molecular function: O-acetyltransferase activity.